This is a messenger RNA of Lodderomyces oxycetoniae, 1629 nucleotides long. RefSeq names its product sugar porter family MFS transporter. Bases 1 to 1629 code for a protein of 542 amino acids. NCBI's taxonomy places the organism in Eukaryota, Fungi, Ascomycota, Pichiomycetes, Serinales, Debaryomycetaceae. The transcript has a single exon. Gene Ontology annotation, cellular component: membrane. Gene Ontology annotation, biological process: carbohydrate transport; transmembrane transport. Gene Ontology annotation, molecular function: carbohydrate:proton symporter activity. The record is from RefSeq and is a predicted model, not a curated record.
AUGUCUUCAAAAUUAGAAAGGCGCUUUGCCUCUGCCGCGGUUGCGAUAAACAAUUUUUUGGACAAAACACCCAAGAUUUAUAAUGUUUAUGUCAUUGCUAGUAUCUCAACAAUCACCGGUAUGAUGUUUGGUUUCGAUAUCUCAUCUAUGUCUGCUUUCAUUGGUACGCCGACAUAUAUGAAGUAUUUCAAUAGCCCUGCUUCUGAUAUGCAAGGUUUCAUCACCUCAGCUAUGGCUUUGGGUUCUUUAUUUGGAUCUAUUGCUUCAUCAUUUGUUUCUGAACCAUUUGGUAGAAGAUUAUCGUUGAUAAGUUGUGCAUUCUUUUGGGUGGUUGGUGCAGCUAUUCAGUCUUCUUCUCAAAACAGAGCACAAUUGAUUAUUGGUCGUCUCAUUUCCGGUAUUGGAGUCGGUUUCGGAUCUUCCGUAGCUACUAUUUACGGUGCAGAAUUAUCCCCAAGAAAAAUCAGAGGUUUAAUUGGUGGUUUGUUCCAGUUCAGUGUUACCCUUGGUAUUAUGAUUAUGUUUUACAUUUCAUAUGGUUUAGGUAAAAUCGAUGGUGUGGCCUCUUUUAGAAUUGCAUGGGGUAUUCAAAUCAUUCCUGGAUUACUUUUGUUAAUUGGUUGCUUUUUAAUCCCAGAGUCACCACGUUGGUUGGCCAAGCAAAACCAAUGGGAAAAAGCAGAAUUUAUAGUGUCCAAAAUCCAAGCUAAAGGUAACAGAGAAGACCCAGAAGUUUUGAUUGAAAUAUCCGAGAUUAAAGACCAAUUGUUAUUGGAAGAAUCUGCUAGAUCAGUUGGUUACACUACUUUGUUCACCAAAAAAUAUAUCGUUAGAACUUUCACAGCCGUGUUUGCUCAAAUUUGGCAACAAUUGACUGGUAUGAAUGUUAUGAUGUACUAUAUUGUUUACCUUUUCAUGAUGACUGGUAAAACCGGUAAUGCCAAUUUAGUUGCAUCUUCAAUUCAAUAUGUGUUGAAUGUUGUUUGUACCAUUCCAGCAUUGUUCCUUGUUGAUAAAAUUGGUAGAAGACCAUUGUUGAUUGGUGGUGCCCUCAUGAUGAUGGUUUGGCAAUUCGCCCUUGCCGGUAUUUUAGGUGGUACUUCCAGACCUUGGCCUGAUUCAGGUAACCCAACCGUUACUAUCCAGAUCCCCGAGAGCAAUCACAGCGCGUCCAAUGGUGCUAUUGCUUGUUCUUACUUGUUUGUGUGCAGUUUUGCAAUGACAUGGGGUGUGGGUAUCUGGAUUUAUUGUUCUGAAGUUUGGGGUGAUAACAGAAUCUCACAGCGUGGUAACUCGAUAUCUACUGCUGCUAACUGGGCAUUGAACUUUGCAAUUGCCAUGUACAGUCCUUCUGGUUUCCAAAACAUUAGUUGGAGAGUUUAUAUCAUCUAUGGUGUCUUUUGUUUAUGUAUGGCCAUUCACGUAUACUUUGGUUUCCCAGAAACACGUGGAAAACGUUUAGAAGAGAUUGGUCAAAUGUGGGACGAAAAGGUCCCUGCAUGGAGAUCCUCUUCUUGGCAACCUACUAUCCCAAUAGCAUCAGAUGCUGAUUUAGUGAGGAAGUUGAGCAUAGAACAUAAGGAGGACGGUUUGAUGGACCCCGAUACAAACUCGGAAGAGAAAAUUUAA